AUGGGCAACCUCUGCAGCAGCGAGCGCGACCCCUUCUCGCAACCCGGCCGCCCGCUCGGCACCACACCACCCGCACCCACCUCGGCCUCCGUGCCCGCCGCCGCCAAAGCGCCCCGGAAGGUAGGCGGCCCACCCCGGACCCUAGGCGGCAGCACCACCGGGUCCGGAUCAACAUCAACAACCGCAGCCGCAGACGACGCCAGAGCACGCGCAGCUGCCGCAGCCGAGGAACGCCUCCAAAAGAGCAAGCAAGGCGGCGGCAAGCUCAAGGCCCAGCUGGACCAGCGGCGCGGCAUGACCGACGCCGAGGCGCUCCGGCAGGCCAGCGAGACGGAGCAGCGGCAGCGGGCGGUGGAUCAGAGCACCCAGGCUUUGAGUCAUAGUUGAUGUGGUGGUUAUGAGGAUGAUGAUGAUGGGGGUGAUGAUGAUGAUGAUGAUGUGUGGGUGGUUGGUGUUGGAUGAG
Molecule: messenger RNA, 463 nt
Organism: Chaetomium fimeti
Lineage: Eukaryota; Fungi; Ascomycota; Sordariomycetes; Sordariales; Chaetomiaceae
Exons: 2
Coding region: 1-387 (128 amino acids)
Source: RefSeq, a predicted model, not a curated record